AUGUGCCGCAACACACAAGAGGAUCAAAACCUCUGUCGCGAGGUUCUAAGCCAAGUUGAUGGGUCCUCUUCUUCUGACCCGAAAGCAUACAUCGAUGCCGCCGUGAAUGAUAUCAGAGACGGCGUCACCACCGCCUUAAAGAUGAUGACGAUUAAGGAGGAGUUCUCCAAAGAUGACAACGGAAUCAAGAUGGCCAUUGAUGGUUGCAAAGAAGUUAUGGAAUCCGCAUUGAGCAGCCUCGACCUUUUCAGCAAUGUGCUUCGCAGCAAUCACGACAUUACCUCCUUGCAAUCGCAAACUCCCGACCUCAAGAACUGGCUUAGUGCCGUUAUCUCAUAUCAGCAAUCUUGUGUUUCCAUCAUAAGUCUCGAUAUUGUUACUGGUUUGGCUAAGAUCAUUGAAGAUCUUGGUCUGCAUGUGGAAAUGAAACCCAUUGCUUCUUCUGGACGUGUUCUUCGCGAAGAGGUUGAUAACGAGGGGUUCCCCGAUUGGUUUUCCUCUUCAGAUCGCAAGUUGUUGGCAAAGGAUGUGAAGUUUCAUGUUCCAAAUGUAGUGGUUGCUAAAGAUGGUAGUGGAAACUUUAGGACGGUUCAGGAUGCAAUUAACUCGUAUCCAAAGACAAAAAAUUUUCAGGAAAGGUACAUUAUCUAUGUUAAGGCGGGGAUUUAUAAGGAGAAUUGUACAGUUCCAUCUCAUGCAAUGAAUAUUUUCAUGUAUGGCGAUGGCCCUACUAAGACCAUUAUCACUGCUAGUAUGAGCAAUGACAUGAGGUUCGAGAAUGCAGCUGGUGCAAAAGGGCACCAAGCAGUUGCACUCAGAAAUGUAGGAGAUUUUUCAGCUUUUUAUAACUGCCACAUACAUGGUUAUCAAGACACUUUGUAUGUUCAAGCUAAUAGACAAUUCUACCGCAACUGCGAAAUUGCUGGAACAGUUGACUUUAUUUUCGGUACAUCCCCCACCAUGAUCCAAAGAAGCAAGCUCAUCGUGAGGAUGCCCUUGCCAACUCAAUUCAAUGUGUUGGUCGCAGAUGGCACCGUCGAAAGGAACAUGACUACUGGCAUUGUGAUUCAGGGAUGCCAGAUUGUUCCAGAUCCAUCUGUCAAAUACCAAAUCAAGACUUAUUUGGGUAGGCCAUGGAAAGAAGGAUCGAGAGCAGUAAUUAUGGAAUCAUAUCUGGGUGAUUGGAUUAAUCCGGAAGGGUGGGCCCCUCAUGCUACCAAUGAGAUGAAAAGCUUCUUAGAUAUUUGUGAGUAUGGAAAUACCGGACCAGCUGUUUCAGUUCAUGGAAGAAUCAAGUGGAAGGGAUAUCGUGGUAUAAUAACCAAGAAUGAAGCCAUGCGAUUCACUGUUGGUGAAUUCCUCAAGGGUGGACCUAACAAUAGUGCUGACCAAUGGUUGAACGCUCUUAGUGUUCCUUUUGAAAGUGGUUUUGUAAGACCAUAA
Molecule: messenger RNA, 1443 nt
Organism: Arachis duranensis
Lineage: Eukaryota; Viridiplantae; Streptophyta; Magnoliopsida; Fabales; Fabaceae
Product: pectinesterase-like
Exons: 4
Coding region: 1-1443 (480 amino acids)
Biological process (GO): cell wall modification
Molecular function (GO): pectinesterase activity; pectinesterase inhibitor activity
Source: RefSeq, a predicted model, not a curated record